Molecule: messenger RNA, 498 nt
Organism: Ambispora leptoticha
Lineage: Eukaryota; Fungi; Glomeromycota; Glomeromycetes; Archaeosporales; Ambisporaceae
Source: the annotation of a GenBank genome assembly
AUGAGCGACGAAACCGUCGGAAAGAUAAAAUCAGGUGCGCAGAGAACCAAAGAUUCUAUUAAGCAAGCCAUUACAAGCGAUGAAGGUGUAUUCGGAACAUUUAAUUACUUGAAGCAACCUGCCUACGAAAUUUAUGCUACAAUCGCAAAAUUCUUUCCUCCGCUUGCUUGGUUUUUAGUCGGCGCCACGGCAUUAAAUGCUGCUCCCGUUGCUUUAAUGCUCGGUUGGCUUGGAAUUACGACGCUUAUCUGUUUUGCGGUUGCGGGUGGAUUCAUCUUUUUUGUGGAAGGAUUCUUUUUCUUGCUGGGUAGCGGAGUUAUAUUGCCAGUCAUUGCGUUUGCUAUGUUUUCGGCAUUUGUGACAUUUUUGUUUUUGGCGGGUAUGUAUGGCGUGUUUCGGUUGAUGAGAGGAGCUUUGUGGGCUAUUGGAAUUAUUGGUAAUGGCGGAAUGAUCCCGUUUGGGGUGGAUGAAGAAGCUGAAGAAAAUCCUGCAGAAUAG